AUGACUGAUGGUAUGAGACAUGAAUUAGAUGAGGAAUUAAAAGAUAAGGAAGCAACAGAGGAGUCUGCCUUACGUACCUGCAUAGAGGUAGAUGUACCCAAGUUGGAAGAUGCAUUAAAAGAGGAGAGUAUUGCAAGGGAUAGGAUGGAGAGUAAAUUAUUAGAAGAUGCUCAUAGUGAAAUAGAAAGGCUUCAAGAGGCAUUGAAUAAGGAGAAAACCCAAAG
Messenger RNA from Perkinsus marinus ATCC 50983, 224 nucleotides. RefSeq lists its product as hypothetical. The record is from RefSeq and is a predicted model, not a curated record. Lineage: Eukaryota; Perkinsozoa; Perkinsida; Perkinsidae. The transcript is spliced from 3 exons. The annotation marks the transcript as partial.